This is a messenger RNA of Electrophorus electricus (electric eel), 2409 nucleotides long. It is a transcript of the gene gdf10b, whose product is annotated as growth differentiation factor 10b. NCBI's taxonomy places the organism in Eukaryota, Metazoa, Chordata, Actinopteri, Gymnotiformes, Gymnotidae. Gene Ontology annotation, molecular function: growth factor activity; cytokine activity. Gene Ontology annotation, cellular component: extracellular region. The record is from RefSeq and is a predicted model, not a curated record. Gene Ontology annotation, biological process: positive regulation of osteoblast differentiation.
CAAGUGUAUAGGCUGUUGAGUCUCUGCGAGCAUUACGCGCGAAACAGGACAGCAAUAAGACGCAAAGAAUUCGGUUACCUUGGUACUCUUUCUAUCUUUUUCAUCCUUUUCUUCUGUUUCACUGGAAACCUCUGAUGGAACUGUAACUUCCGUAUAGUAAAUAUGGCGCUUUUUUUCAUUUAUGCGAUACAAAUUAUUCUAGUUAUGGACAUCGAUGAAAUUAAAGUGGUGGACUCAUUUAAAUACGAUGGAGAUAUCACAGGGACAGCUCCUCACCGAAACUCAGACAGCACUGUACAGAACAUGGUGUCAAUGAAUAUGUUUAAAAUGUAUGAAAAAUUCAGCAAAGAGAAAUACCGUCACGUGGACGAAAAUACCGUCAGGAGCUUCAAAGCUGUCUCUGUGUUCUUUAAGAACAAGGUCCUGUUUUAUUUCAACUUAACUUCCAUCCCCGAGUCAGAGGUGAUCUUAUCGGCGAGCCUUCACUUCCCUGACCAACAUGGCCGUCAGCGGCCUUGGAGCUGUCGACGUGCCCGGGGGUCCUCAUGUCACUUCCAGCACCUACAGCUGGUUCUUCAAGGAACAUCACAAUACACAGAUUCCCCCUCUUAUCUUGGCAACAUCACAUUGUUCCCAAACAGAAAAGGGCCUUGGCAGGUGACGGAUGUGUCCUCAGUUGUUCAGCAGGCUCGCACUCGAAACGAGCUCUUGAUUUCUGCAGAGCUUCACUUCAGCGAGAGGCACCAGUGGUGGCCCGAGCGCUUCUUUCUCCAAGGUUUGCCCUACAUUCUCAUAUAUGCCAAUGACCUAGCUAUAACUGAGCCCAACAGCAUUGCCAUGGGCUUACAGAGGUAUAGUCCUUUUCCUGUGGGAGAGGAGAGGGGAACCAGACCACCUAAUGCCACCCCAAGCUCCAGGAUCAGAAGAAACACAGACCACUUACAGAAUAAUUUACUCCUUGAUGUCCAGCAUAGUGAUCUGAAAAAAAAAGAACUGUGGUACAAUACUUAUUUCGCACUAAAGCCCAAGCCCUCGUCCAAGAGUCAGGGUGAGAGGCAGGGUCAGGAGACAAGAGGGAGCAGGUCUCAAGAAUUGAGCUUUGACGAGAGGACCAUGAAGAAGGCUCGCCGUAAGCAGUGGAGUGAGCCUCGAGCGUGUGCGAGACGUUACCUGAGGGUGGACUUUGCUGACAUAGGCUGGAGUGAGUGGAUACUGGCCCCAAAAGCAUUUGAUGCCUACUACUGUGCAGGAACAUGUGGAUUUCCCAUGUCCAAGGUUGUUCAGCCAUCCAAUCAUGCUACCAUACAAAGCAUUGUGAGGGCAGUGGGGAUUGUUCCUGGAGUCCCUGAGCCUUGCUGUGUUCCUGAAAAGAUGAGUCCAUUGGCUGUGCUAUUCCUGGACACCGACAGGAACAUGGUGCUGAAAGUCUACCCCAGCAUGGCUGUGGAAACCUGUGCUUGUCGAUAAGGCAGCUAGGAGUGGCACAAAUAGACUUUGUUCAAGUGAGGAUAGACAAACAGGCCUAAGGCAGGAACUGUCUAAGUUCUUGGGAAGACAAGAUAGUCAUAUAUACCAAUUUCAAAUACAUAAUUCAAUCAUGGAUUUAUAGACCUCAAAACCUCAAAACUGCUAUAACAAAACUUUGCAGAUAUGAGAACACACUCUGUAUUUUUAUUGUAUUUUUUAAAGUUGUGUAGCAUGCUAAACCAUUGAGUAUUCCUUGAAACUCCAAUUUGAAAUAGCUGAAAAAUAGCUGAAAAAAAGUCCCCAAGCUUAGUCCCCAAGACUAGCUCUGACUUUAUUAACAAACAGCACUAUAAUAUGCUAUACAUUUUAGUAAGAGAAUUUAAAAUUAAAAUUUCUGAUUAGGCGCUGACAGUUAGGAAGUAACUGUUGAAGGUUGUAAAUCAAACAUAAUUUAGCAUCUUAAUCUCUUUUUCUAAUAUUUAUAUAUGAUGAAUGAAAAGCAAUAUUCAAAUGAAUAUAUGUAAAUAACCUAAUAUUUUACAAGUUUUAUUUGGUAAAAUAUAAUAGCUAGUUAAGGAAACAUUACAAUUGAGUAAUUAAAAGAUCUGAGAACUUGGUUAGAUUUGCUGUCUAACGAUACACAUUCAGAUUGGAGUCCAAUGCACAAGGCUCAUAAAUCUUUGCUGCCACCUAGUGUAUUUUCUAUGAAAUUGUUAUAGCCAGUCAACCGUCAGGCAGAAUACGUUCACCUUUACAUUCAGGUUUGUGUGUACCACACUCAGUAUUAUGCUUGCUUUGCCUUUUAAAAGAUGCUGAAGGCACAAAAAUAGCAGUACAUCAGACUGAAGGUAAAGUAUAUGUCAUAAAAUCCAUAGAUUUUUGUUUAUUUUCCAAUUAUAAUUCUAUGUUAACAGAAAUAAAAAUAAAGAGUAAUUUCCUCAA